AGUGUAAAGAAAUUGAAGAACAAACGUGCAUUACAACACAGAGCACAAGAUCCCCAGUCACAUUACGAAGGUACUGACGCUUUUAAAAUAUUUUCAUGUGUAAAGAUUGUAGGAAAUCUUUUGAAAAUACCUAAAGACACCUUCGCCCUGUCUGCACAGUUCAAUAUAAUUUUAAUUUGUUCUACUACUUUUUUAUAUUAGAUUUUUUAAUUAUCAUCACGUUGUAAAUUCAUAUAGGAAUUUAAAAAACGAGAUAUUACAGAGAUAAUAUUAAAAAUUAUAAUAAGUUCAGUUUAAAACUACCCUGAUAUAAAAUAUAUUGAUGAUACUAUACUAUGUACCCGCGAUAUAACACGGACAUGAAUGAUGUUCAUGGCUUGUGAAACGUCUUGAUGAGAACAUUCGUAUUCUUCAAAAAGUUUAAAUAAAUGAAUGACAUAUGGUGAAAAAUUGAACGUAAAGUUUAGGGAGCGAUCAUUAUUUAUGGGGGAGGGGGUGGCACCCAAGAGACGUGUUUUGUUUUUUGGUAAACAUUUUGUUGAUCCAACCAUUAAAAAGUACCCAACCUCAAGUAUCAAUUAAAAGUAAAUACCCACCCAUGGCCAAAAAUUUCACAAAAGAAUAUCAUUCAGUUGUCACACAUGUCCUUUACCACUUCUGUGAUAUGAGUUUGGUAACUGCUUGUGCAAUUUUCUGCAGUCUAAAAUUUCAUGUUGUCUGCACAUGUACUUUCUUUGGAGACACCAUUUGCCUCUUGAUAAAUAUUAAAUCGGAAAAUGAUCAAGAUGACUCCGCGAUUGUUUAAUUUUACAAAUUGUAUUGACAUUGCUUUUAGUCACUCUAAUAUUUGAGUGAGUCUUGCUUUGGAAAUGACAAUAAAGUUUUAUUACCCAACCCUUGAGUUGUUUUGUUUUUGAUUUACUCAAUCUUUUAUUCACUCAAAAUUUUGUUUACCUAACCCUUUUCUCUCCGGUGCCACACCCCUAAACUCGUAAAUAAUGACCAGUCCCUAUAAUGUGAAUCAGCAUGAUUCUGUAUCAGAUAUACAUACUACUUCACGGUCAUAAUAUAUUUUGUGUUUUCUUCAUGAUUUAUUAAUUGUAAUCUUAUUUACCUGAAGAUGGAGUAAAUCUCCAAAGCGUCGUUUGUUGAUGUGGUUUACACAUUGAACACGAAAUAUAUUAUUAACAUGAGGCUUAGAGAAAGUUCGUUCUUAAACAUUUUGAAUUAUUAAUUGUACUAUUUACGUGUUUGCAACAAGUAUAACGAUUGUUCUUCCCUUUCUUCAGCGAUAUAUUGUGGUGAUUACUAUUUGUUUGAAAGCAGCGAAGAAAAAGAUACUGAUUCUGACAGCAGUCCUGACGACUCGCCACAACAUCACAGUCACAGAGGCUCGAGUGAAGUUAACGGUUUGUACUGUAAAUUUUGUUGGCAUUUUUUGAAAACACUGAUAUGCUCAUCAGCAUGCUCAUCGUUUUAAGUACUAGUUAAAACAUGAGCAACCGAUCGAUAAAGAUCGGAUGCGAAUGUUUUGACGUACUUAAAAAAACGAUCCAUUUUACGAGUUCAUUGGCGAAGUAAUUUUAAAAAUAAACAUUGUCUAAGCCGAGAAAAUCAAAGCUGAAGUUUAUGUCAAUCAGGACAAAUCAUUAUCCGGUUUACAAACGUUCAUUAAACAUUUAUUUCUUUUGUGCCUUUCUCAUGAAUUAUUUUUUGAUAUUUUAACGUGGAAUAGAGAUGUUGUAUCGAGGCUCCUGUGAUCGGAAUGUACGCCAGUAUUCUAAAAGCUCACUCGCACUCAUGCUCAAAAUACUCAAUCUGAGCUUCCCUUGAGUGUCAAUGCUUUUUUGAAUAGAUGGAGAGUAAGUAUAGUCACCUUGAGCUAUUCAAAAACAGCACUGACACUCAAGGGAUACUCAGAUUGAACCUCCUCUCUUUGAUACGAUAAUAGACUUUACCGUUUAUUCACUUUUCACCCAAUGGCCUCGUUUUCUUGUCAAUACUUACUCAUGGUUUGUGCUUAGUAGGGUUGAAAAUUACUUUGUUAUUGAGCCUAAGAACAGCAAGAAACAAAUUCGUACAGGAAAACAUGGGAAUAUCAAUCUUUAUCUGCCCCUGAGAUGCUAAAAUAAGUUAACAUGGAAACGAGGCCAUUGGAUAAAAGAGAAUAAUCGGUAAGGUCUAUUGUACUUUAUUUUAGAAAGUGAAAAAAAAUCGGAUACCAGUGCAAAAGAUGAUGAGGAACAAAGCGAAAGAGAAACGUCUAUUGGACAAGAACAAGAACAAGAACAAGAGCAACCAACAGACUCACAAACUAACACUUCCCAAACUAAAGUCGCCCUUGUCGUACAGAAACUGAAGUCUGUGCUAUGUUUAUUCUUGUUCUAUGGGAAAUGGGUGUUGGAUAAACUCAUUGGUUAUCUUAAUGAACUGAGCAAGGACUAUCGAGCCGUUGCUAGGCAACUGAAGAAAGCUAGGCGGGAAAAGAGACUGAAGGACAGCAUAAGGGAUUAUAGAUCGCGUGAUAUGAUGGUGUCAGAGUCGAUCGAUGACGAUUCUGUGGAUGCGAAGGUUAGUGAUGUGUGCUACAGUAAUUUGUACACGUAUGAGUGAUCAAAACGCAAUCUUAUGAUAGCCUGCAUAUCCAUGAGCCCGAUACACAAGGUGAAUAAAAAAAAAGGUAAUCGAACUCCAGCGCGCUAUUGUAUCUGAAUUACUCUGCAUAUGAACGAGAUUUUUCACAUUCGGAAAGAUCAUGCUUUUAGCUGUUGAAUGAUAUCUUCUUCGUGCCAAAUGGAUAAAAAAUGAGCAAAUACGAAUCCGAUAAAAAUGUUAGUGAGAAUCGCAUAUUUUCACCGUUGAGAGUUGGGUCUAAAACCAUUGAAAAUGAACCCGCCUUUGGUACUUAAGUUGAUGAAUUUCACUUCAAUAAACGACGCACAUAUUCAUAAUUAUUAUUAAGUAGAAAUCUUAGCUGAGCUACAACACGUUCGUGAUUAAUUGCUUUUUCUUUUGUUUAUGCAUUGUUUUAAUUAGGCACAGAGGUGAAAAUAUGCGAUUUUGACUAACGUUUAUGAUCGGCCUCGUACAUGCUUAUUUUUUCUCCACUUGGUAUGAAAAGCAUGUCAUUCAAUAGCCUAAAGGCCUGAUCUUUCCGAAUAUGAAAACCAAUUGUUCUUAAUACGCCGAGUAAUUCACAUAAAAUAGCGCGCUGAAGUUCGAUUACCUUUUUUUUUAUACACCCUGUAUUCUGGAGUACGUACCAUAUAUAUAUAUAUAUAUAUAUAUAUAUAUAUACCCAGGAUAUUGAACAGCUAUCCUUGGGUUUCACUACGGCAUUAUGCAGUGAAUCUGACGGGGGGUCAACUUCAAAUGUAUUGAUGCUUAUGCUGUACUGGAGUGAGAAAAUGAUACGAAAUUCCAUGUAUUUGCCACCAAACACAAGGCUAAUACAUAGAACGAACAAUCGACUCACUCUGAUAACUGUGUUUUGUUUUAGAGUCGACCCCCCCCCCCCCCCCCCCCCCAUAUCAAACCCAAGAAUUGGACAUGCUACCUUCAAACAAACUACCUACCUUUUUCUUCGUGCCAAAUGUGACCCCCAGACUACACUGGCACAGACCAGCGUAUAGUAGUAUAUUUUUAAUUACUCUAUUCAAAGCUCCAAUAGUAAACGAAUGGACCUAUUCCCUAAUGAACAAAAUUUUGAUCUAGACAAGUCUAGCCAAACAUUUCACCAUAGCUUGAAAGAGCAUCACAAAAUUGGUAAUAUUCCGAAGUUUCGUUGCGAAAUAUGUUGUAAAAUGCGGAUAAUAUAGCCCUGUGAAGUUUGCCGUUUUACAGUCAUUUUGUAUUACGCGCGGGAAAUUGAUACCUUUUUCAGAAAGCGGUAUCAAUUUCCCGUGUGUAAUACAAAAUGACUGAAAAACGGCAAACUUCGCAGUGCUAUAUUAUCCACAUUUUACAACAUUUCGCAACGAAACUUCGGAAUAUUACUAAUUUUGUGAUGCCCUUUCAAGCUGUGGUGAAAUGUUUGUCUAGACUUGUCUAGAUCAAAAUGUUGUUCAUUAGGAAAUAGGUCUAUUUAGGGAAGCAUUGUCUGGGGCCGGUUGUAUAAAAAAGUGAUUAAAGUUAACUAUAGUUAGUGGAAACGUCAUCCAAUAAGAAGCGCGUAUUUGAGAGUUAAUCACUAUUUAACUACAAAAUAGUGAUUAAAAAGUAAUUAAGAGUUUUAUACAACCGGCCCCUGAAGUUCAACAAGUUUUAUCUAAAUUAUUUCUUUUAGUUAAUCAACCUGCAAGAAGAUUCAAUAUCUUGGACGAGCAUCACAACAGAGCAAGUCGACACAGUCGAAGGUCCCAUACCAAACUGGCAUUUGAUGAAAUUUAUCAGAGCGUUAUACUACGCCAUCAUAUCACAAACUAACUACUUAUGCUUGCUUAUAAUGAUCAUCAACCACGUGGUCUACGCUUCGGUUUUAUCCAUGGCCUUCCCAUUGUUUAUCUUCCUAUGGGGGAUGUUAUCUAUUCCACGACCGACCAAAAUGUUCUGGAUUACGGUUAUAACGUACACACAGAUUGUUAUCAUCAUCAAGUAUAUUUUUAAAUUUGAGUUUAUUCAUUUCAACGAUUGCAGUAGCACCGUGGAACUGAGGAACGAUCCGUUGUGUCCGGCACGGAUAUUUGAAAUUGAACGAGACGGAGCGACGACCGCGUACGAUUUGCUGUUGUUGUUGGCGCUUUUCUUCCAUCGCUAUGUAUUGCAGGUGAGAAUAUCAAUAGGUCCCUGUGAUCAUUACGUGGAAACUAUCUGUGUUUUUAGUUGUGUUGACUUGUGGAAAACAUAACGUAUAUUUUUUGUUUCGACUUGACCUCGUAGCUCAGUUGAUACAGUAGAGCAUUGGGCUAACAAACGAUCAUGAACGAGUGUAUCAUGUUUUUGGAACAAAUGUAAAGAGUAUUGUUAAAAUAUAAAAAGUGAAUAGUCAGUGGCGUAGCCAGACCUUCAUUUUUGGGGGGGCGAAGCGAACGCCGAAGGCGCGAGACCAUCUAUGGAGGUCCGGGGGCAUGCACCCCCGUGAAAAUUUUGAAAUUUAGAGUCCCUGAAAUGUGAUUUCAAGCAUUUUGGGGCUGAAAUCUUGCAGAAUUCCGAAGAUUAUAAAGUACGCUCUAGGGGGGUUCGGGGGCAUGCACCCCAGGGAAAAUUUAAAAAUUUAGAGUCCUUGAAAUGUGAUUUCAAGCAUUUUGGGGGUGAAAUCUUGCAGAAUUCCGAAGAUUAUAAAGUACGCUCUAGGGGGGUUCGGGGGCAUGCACCCCAGGUAAAAUUUUAAAAUUUAGAGUCCCUGAAAUGUGAUUUCAAGCAUUUUGGGGGUGAAAUCUUGCAGAAUCCCAAGAUUAUAAAGUACGUCGAAGACAUAAAUUUUCCCAGACAUUUCUAAGUUUCUACUCGCUUUUAUAUAUGAUACAGAAUAAGUCUGAGAAGAAUAUUCAUGUUAUCAUAAUGCAUAUACAUGUAAAUGCAUAUACAUCUAAACUAAAUCUAUUCCUCUUGGAACCAUAUCUACAACUGUUUUAACGAGAUUUUAGAAAUCAAGUUCUUCCAGUAUUUCGUCGUUUUCCUCAGUCGAGACGUACUUAAUCCGUUUCAGCUUCGAGGAUGUAACGUGUACCCCCCCCCCCAUUUCUCUACGGAUUUAGCCUUUUUCAGAGAAUAGUUUUUUUGCGAUUGGGGGGGCGACCGCCCCCCCUUGCCCCCCCCUUGGCUACGCCCCUGAAUAGUCGUGGUGUUCCACGAAAACAGACUUUAGAACAAAUAUAUUUAUCCCCAAUCUACACUAUAGGAACUAUUGGUAUAUUUUUAAUAUUUAGGCACACGGUUUGUGGAGAGGUAGAUUUGACUCGGAGUCCCGGAAUGCUGUUGAUAAUAGUUCAUCGCCAUUUACUGAAACUGGUGAGUACUUGAUUGAAAUAACAAUUGUAUAUGGUGAAUAGUGCAUGCAAGGUGAAUUGUUUUAGGCUUUUAGCAUAUACCAUAACAAAACAAAAAUUACCAAAAGGGAACGAAAAUAAACAAUUUGUAUUACAGUUCCUGGAGUAGUUGUAAACGAACCAGUAUUUACAAGCUUUUAGAAAUUUUAUUCAUCAGAAUUAGCUUUAAAUAAUAUUCCGAGCUAUGCAACAAAAGCACUAUCCACAUCCGAAUAUGCGUUAAAAGGGCAUGUCCGAAAAUAUCAAGUAAAGUAGAAUGUACUAUAGUGAAUAUACAAGAAUUUAAGGAGAAAUUGUCUUGUUUUUACAGAUUUGGCGACAGUUGUCCCUGAAGAGGAUGUAAGAUUGGAUGAUGGUAUUGUUUUAAUGGUAAGAUGUAAACGUUGGAUUAAGGUCCAGACACACCGGACGCGAUUCGACAACGCGACGCGAUUUUUUAGUUUUUGAAAGUUAAUAAAAUAGCCAAUGAGAGGAAAUUUUGAAAGAUAUGUAGACCAAAUAACUCAAAAUGUUAUACCGCUUCUAAAUAUUUGGAAAAUUUUAACUAGGAUCAAAGUUAUCGGUCAGUGAAAAUCGAAAAAUCGCGUCGCGUUGUCCAAUCGCGUCCGGUGUGUAUGGACCUUUAGUGUCGCUUUUUACAGUCGGUAUAGGAAACGAUGCCAACAUUGUAUUUAAUUAUGAUAACAUUUGCAAUUUCUUUAGAGAAAUUUUGAGCUGUUUUUCUAGAUAAAAUUUGGUAUUUAGUCGCCGAGCUGCGUAAUUUCAAACUCAAUCUAUUGUAGGAAGAAGACAGAGAACAGCAAGAUGUUGACAAAGCCAAACAGAAAGGGUAUUUAUAUUAAUUGUUCAAGGAUUCUGUAGAUGGUAAUUUCAAAUGUGAAUUUUAUACAUUUAUUCAACCUAACAAGUGCGACUAACCCCAAAUAUAAUUUAUAGUAUGUGUAAUAUUUGGGUCAUUCUGAGAAGAAAUGUAAUGUAUCUUUAUAGUAAAAAACCUCAUCUUGAUCAACUUUUUCACCGUCCAAGAUUCCGGAUAUGAUGUCAUUUGGUGAAUUUUUGGUCAAAAAAACAAAGGAAAACUAAUUUGCAAUUCACCUAAUGACAUCAUAUUCGGAAACUUUGACAGUGAAAAAAGUUGAUCAAGAUGGGAUUUUGUAUAAUAAAGAUAUUAAUAUUACAUUUCUUUUUCGAAUGACCCAAAUAUUACACAUACCAAAAAUCAUAUUAGUGGUUAGUCGCACUUUAAUCAUAAUCAUCUAACUAUUAUCAAUGUUUCUUGAUAUGUACUGUAGCAUCAUGGACAAUGUGAUCACAUUUAUACAUCGUAUGGUUGACAAGGACGUUGGGUCUGGGACGACUGAUGUGUAUGGCGUGAUGUUUGGCUGUCAGUUUAUCAUUUUUCUCAUCAUUCUGUUCAGUUGGUCUGCGUUUGCUGAAGCCGAGGUACGUAUAGUGCAUUGAAAAAUUACUGCAAUCUGAUUGGUUAAGAGGAAUGCAAUAUAUGUACUAAUUGCACAAAAACAAAAUGGCGGCUCUUUUUGUAAAUACAAACGAGUAUACAAUGCACUUACUGUACUUAAAACAAAAGCAGAAAAUGAAAAUACACAAAAAGCACUGACUAAAAACUUUCUUUCUGAACUUUCAAUAUUUUGAACUUGAACAAUUGUUUGUUGGCGAAUCAAGAACUUGCUGCUUCGCUUGGACAUUUCGAAUAAAUAUUUGAACUCCAUAUAAAUCGUAAACCAUUUAUUGUUAAGGAAGACGUUUAUAGUUAUUUCUUGCACAUAGUUUAGAUGUUUAAACAAACCAGAUCUUAUAGAACAACUGUGUAACAAGUCUGAUAAUACAACCAAACUUGUUGCAAGUUGUUAACAGUUUGUUCCAAAUUUGUUACAACAACUGGGAACAUGCAGUGCGAACACAACGUGUCGACAGCUUGUAGACAGAUUUGUAACAACUUGUUUGCUAGCCUGAUUAUGACGCUGUUGUUUAUAUCAACAGCUCAGGUGUAAGGUUCUCUUUUCUUUAUAUUUUGCAUUCAGCCGAGUUCCGACGCAAAUUUUGCUCAGAUCAUUGAGAAGAAUGUCGUUCCCAGAACAUUUUUGUACAUGGUGCUUACUCAGUUUGUCCUUAUCAUGAUUGACAGGUAAUGAAGCUUGUUAAGUACUGAAGACCAUGUUAAUGGCCUUGAAAGUGUUGAAGCUUAAGAUAGACGUUUUCCCAGUUAUAUACAACUACUUAACAGUACAUUAACUAAAAUAUAACCUUGAGUAAGACUGGUUUACUCCAUCAAAUCUCUGUGAUCACAGUAGGAAUUUUUGCAUAGGUAAAUUCUACGUUUUGAAGGAUUUGUAAGAAAUGUUUCACUCAGAAACAUAGAGCAGACUAGUAUAGUCUUUAAUCAAUGUACUGUCAUGUUGGGUUUUUUUUAUUUUUCCUAGAGCUCUAUAUCUUCGCAAAUUUGUUCUUGGCAAAUUAUUUUAUCUCGUGGUGCUGGUCAUCUCGUUUCAUAUAUUUAUGUUCUUUGUUGUUCCCGCUCUCACUAGGAGGUAAAACAGAAUUUUAUGUCCAUUUUUUUAUUGAUGCAUGGUACCGACACACAAGCCGUUUUGUCUCUCAUGUGUAAAAAGCGAUUUAUAAUUUACGAAUUCCCUUGAAUUGUACCUCCAGUAUAUUGGAUUGUAUGUACUAUUUAAAACAUGAGCAGCAGUGUUUUAUCAGAUAUAAAGAUACGAGGCGAAGCCAAGUAUCUUUAGGUCUGAUAAAACACACACUGCGAAUGUUUUAAAUUGCUUCAAAAACGAUCGAUCCAGUAAGUUCAUUGGCGAAGUAAUUUUUAAAAAAUACGUUGUAUAAGUCGAGAAAAUCAAAGUUAAAGUUUAUGUAAAUCAAGGGAAAUUUCUAUCACGUAAAGAUACGACACGCUUAUGAUUUUUCUUUCGAAAUGCUAUUUACAACAUGAUUAGCCGGGUUCUAUCGGAUAUGCAAUUCGGUUUCUGCAAGCUUGUUGUCGUGAACUUGUUACGUGCAGACGAUAUCAGACUCGAUGGGACAAUUUUUUGCGACUUUGUUGGCCUCACCAGUCUUGUUACAAGAUGAUAACAACUUGUUCCAAACUUGUCAACAACUGGGUUCAAGCAGUGUGAAUAUAUCUUAUUGACAAGCCGUGAGAUUUUUACACAUGUAAUACAUAUGGCGACCAUAGAUAUCUUAUAUACACUAGAUAGCGCAUCUCUUUUAGUAAAAUUGAAGCGAAGAAUAUUCCAGCGGUUACUCCCAUUUGAAUAGAUGGCGACCAUGUUGGAGUUUCCCACUCGCUAAUAAACGCUUAAAAAACAACAAUAACUUUCAUCAUUUGAAUAGUUUGAAAAUGUGUUUGGAAUAGGUUUAACUUAAUGUUUAAGUUCCCUGUUUAAGAAAUAGAAAACUUACGAGUCUCCUCAUUUCAUGGGAAUAUCCUGUGUCUGCAAUCACGGCUUCAAUUUUUGAAUUGCAGAAUAAUUAGAUGCACUAUCUAGUGUAUAUAAGAUAUCUAUGACCUAUUGUUUACAAUUCUUUGGGAGUGUGAAUCGAUCGUUUCUCGCUGGAACAAUAUUGAAAGCUGUAAUAUACCCCCAAUUGUUGUAAUCUUAUGUUGUUUUUGUGCGUUUUAGGCGAUUUCAAGACAACGUUCCCGCGAUAUUUCUCUAUUUAUUUAAAUGUUUAUACUUUGGCUUGUCUGCUUAUCAAGUACGCUGUGGUUACCCCACGAGGAUUCUGGGAAAUUUCCUCACAAAAAAUUUCACGCUUACAAAUGUCGUUCUCUUUCAAGCGUAAGUAAUAACGACCCUUUGGGAAUUGUUGUUAUGUUUCUGUGUUUAUGAAAAGAGACGCUGAUAGCGUUUGCAGAGGGAGGGAUAUUUUACUUUUCUGGGACCGCAAGAAAUCAUUGAAAAAUUUUCUGUGAAUAAUCAAGUGAAUCGACACUCGGGCACAUUAACAAGUUGUCAAACUGAAUGUCAUGCUAUAGUCUGAAUGAAAAAAUAGGGGUCUGAUCCUAAGGUAAAUUCACGGAUGCCAAAAAGGAUACUACUGGGAAGGGACAGCCUCGUCCCCAGGCUCCAACCCAGACGCGCAGGUUCGUGGCGCGACGCAAGGCAGUGUACGGGUAGCAAAUCAAAGCGCAGCAAAUCAAAGCGCAGCAAACCAAAGCGCCUGGGGACGAGGAUGGGGAAGGGAGCUAUUGCUUGGGGGGGGGGGGCGCUACUAGAGGGAUCUAGGGGGCAUGCUCCCCCAGAAAAGUUUAAAAAUCAGGUGUUUCAGAUGCAUUUGCCAUACAAUAUUCUGUAGUUUAUACGUUUAUACACUAUUGCACUAUUAAGAAGGAUGCACUAUAAUUGCAUUUCUGAGACCAUACCAAUACAGUACAGGUGACAUUUUUUCUAUUGGUCGGAAUUUUUCCUCAGAAUUUCUCCUUUUAUCUAAAUUUUUGCAAGUAUCUUUUUUUUCUUUCUUGGGGAAAUAUUUUCUGGGACCGACGGUCCCAGUGUUCGUUACUUUUUCCACCCCUUUGCGUUUGAUUGAAAAUAUGAUAAUCUAAGACUCUAAGUGCAAAACUCGAUUUUUUCACAGAAUUCAAACAAUUCCGUUCGUGUUGGAAUUACGUAGUUUACUGGACUGGGUUUGCACGGACAGUACGCUGUCCUUGUUUCACUGGCUCAAGAUGGAGGAUAUUUAUGCUAAUAUUUACAUAUUGAAAUGUUAUCGCAAGGCUGAAAAGGUAAAAUAAGUUUUCUUGAUUUUCGAAUUUUGCUUUUCAGCAAAAUAUGGUUUUUAAUUAUUCUUGAGUCACCCACAGUAAAAUUGUUUUUUUGGGUCUUGAGCCUUUCUUUAUCUCAAUAUUCUACCAAUAAAGCAAAAGCUUUGCCAACCUUGAAUUAAUUUUGUAGCUCGCCCAUUAAUGUUCUGUAUACGUCUGUAUUACGGUAUACACAUGCUUAGUUAACUUGAAAGAUGUGUUUUGCGCUUGACUUGGUUGAACUAGAAUUCUGGGUUUGGUGGAUAAUCCAAGUGGGCAUAUAUAUACACAAUGUCAAAAAAUGCAACACAAGGUCCUCCGGCAGAAAUCGAGCAUGCGAUUCCGGUGCAGCGCUCUAACCAACUGAACUUACAGAGGCCAGUUGUCGUUCUGUUUGUUUGUCUGGCUGGCUUCGCCACUGCUUGACCAAACCCAGCAUGCUUAGCUAAGAUGAUUAUGACACGCGCAUGUGCAAACGGACUUGACCACAACUUUUUAUAUAACUGUUAAUUUUUUUGCCUUCUUUAGACCCCAUGGUUCCGCCAUGACCGUGGUGCUCAGUACCCUUCGCUCAACAAAUGGGCAGUCGGUGGUUUCUUAGUAUUUUUACUGAUCCUCAUUAUUUGGUUUCCAUUGUUGUUCAUGUCGUAUAUCAAUUCAGUUUAUACCAGUAAUACUCCGACUGAUGCCACGUUCACCUUAACUAUUGGCGGUUAUCAGGUAACAUAAUAUCUAGAUGUAUUUUCAUAUAUGUAGCUAUAAAAUGUGGCUGGUCAUAUUGCUGGUUUUAAUGUUGCAAUUGUUACAGGUUUUUAAAUUUAUUGGUUGUUGUUUUUGUCUUUCAUGUUGUUGUCGUUGUUGCUGUUGACGUUUUUGUUGUGUCAUUGUUGUUGUUGUUAUUGUUUCUGUCGUUGUUGUUAUUGUUGCCGUCGUUGUUGUUGUCGUUGUUGAUGUUGUUGUUGUUGUUGUUGUUGUUGUUGUUGUUGUUGUCGUUGUCGUUGUCGUCGUCGUUGUUGUCGUCGUCGUUGUCGUCGUCGUCGUCGUUGUUUUUGUUUGUGUCGUUGUUGUUGUUGUCGUCGUCGUCCUUAUUGUUGUUGUUGUCGUCGUCGUCGUCGUCGUCGUUGUCGUCGUUGUUGUUGUCGUCGUCGUUGUUGUCGUUGUUGUCAUCGUUGUUGUCGUUGUCGUUGUUGUUGUCGUCGUCGUUGUUGUCGUUGUUGUCAUCGUUGUUGUCGUUGUCGUUGUUGUCGUUGUUGUCAUCGGUUGUUGUUGUUGUUGUUGUUGUUGUUGUUGUUGUUGUUGUUGUUGUUGUUGUUGUUGUUGUCGUCGUCGUCGUCGUCGUCGUCGUCGUCGUUGUUGUCGUCGUCAUCGUUGUUGCCGUUGUCGUCGUCGUCGUUGUUGUCGUCGUCAUCGUUGUUGCCGUUGUCGUCGUCGUCGUCGUUGUUGUCGUCGUCAUCGUUGUUGUCGUUGUCGUCAUUGCCGUCGUCGUCGUUGCCGUCGUCGUUGUUGCCGUUGUCGUCGUUGUUGCCGUUGUCGUCGUUGUUGUUGUCGUCGUCGUCGUUGUUUCUCUAAUAAUUGUGCUCCAUUAUUGUCGUUAACUUUUGUUUUUGGCAACGUUUGUGCUAGGACAACCUACUAACGAAUAAUCCUAUGUUAUUAUUCAUUUAGCCAUUGUUCAAAGUCAGUGCCCAGCAACAAUUUUUGAAAGUUUUAACUGAUUCAGAAGUAGAAUACAUCAAAUCUAUUAAUAGACCAUAUCAAGGUACCUCGCAAGCUCAGGUAAAACAUCUCUACUCACAAAUAACGCCGACAGCUUUGAAAUAACUUAAGCUAUGCAUUUAGUAACUCGAUAUUGUGGUCACAUAUUUUACUAUUUAUCUCUCUUCGAAAAUAUACAAAACAAAUCAAUAGAUCUGCAUUAACUAUUCAGAGCGUACGCAAUGGAUUGAAAGAGUAAGUUAGGAUUGAGUAAGUAAUGAGCUAAGGUGAGGUUAGGGUAAAGAAUACAUUUAUGGAUUAGGAUUCGGCUAUGGGAGGGAGGUCGUAUUGGAAUGAAAUAAGUUCGCGGCGAACCUUCCUAGGGGGUUUUUGGACAUGAAUAUUUUGGGGGAAAAAUUACAGGCCCGGGAAGGGCAUUUUCAGCUAUUUCCCAUAAUAAUCCUGUUUAAAGUAAUCAUGUGUAUAUUGCCUGAUGAUAGCCAUAUAUAUUUUUGUGAAACAUACGUCUCACUGAAAAAUUAGUGAAGAUUCUUGUUGAUGAUUAUCGUAUUGCAAAAGAACAAUUACCCGAAUUUGCAACGGUCAAGUCGAUCAUUACUCUGCUUUAAAAAUCACGUGGGCACGCUUAAAAGACUGACUUAAAAGACUGUAUUAAUAUUUCAAUGAAAUAUUAAUGCUAUAUAGGUGUCUGGUAAAAAUGCUGUAUUUAAACUAAUAGGGGCUAAAGUAAACGCCAAAAGAAAUGUAAUUUACGUGGGUAAAUUAAAAAAAAACAACUGUAAUUUGAUUCGUUGUAAUAGCCAAAUCUGUGUGACAAUCUACACGUCUUCUCGAUUUUAGAUUGAUAGUUACCUGGAAAAUUUCAAAGCCAAAGGAAAUAUCGUGUUAGUUCGUGUGAGUGGUAACUCGAGCUCAAUCUGGACAAUCAGUCCACCAUCAAGGAAAUAUUUGGUUCAUGAUUUACUGUCUAAUAAUACGAAUGUCACUUUGCGUUUCCAGUGGGAAUUCACCAGGUGAGCCACUUUUGGCAUUCAUUUCUACCCUCUUCUUCCAUUUCUUACCUUGCUUCGUUCUUGACACCAUGACGUCACAUUGCAUAAUGACUUUCUGAAAAAAAAUGCAAGAUUUUGGGAUAUCGUGCAUCGAAAUCAUAAAAUCAUCUAUAUUUGUUAUGUCAACAUACUGCAUAUAUUUUUUAGAUGUCGAAGAAUUUGAAACAGUUAUCUAUAACAGCUUAAAACAUUUUCAUGGAGAUAUUAUGCAAUGUGACAUCAUAAAGAAAUUUCGUUGCCUACUGUAUAUAUAAGCACAUUAUUCGACCUUUGCUUCCUAUACCAUUCAUCUGUCAUGUUUUGUUUAGAGAGCCACUGACUGCAUUAGUUCAAGAAACUAUUUCUGGAGUGAAUUCAAUCGUACUCAGUCCGAAUGAUACGAUACGAACAAAUCUUGGUAAGAUGUUGGUGGAUUCUGCUAGCAGAGGACAGGAUGAAAUGUAAGUCACAGACAAAUCUUUGAAUUAAUGCAACAUAGAUGAUGAGGUUCAAAAACAACAUAGUUCUCAAUCUUCUUUUGUUUUUUGUUAAAACCAUCGUUAAUUCUUCCAUUUUCCCAAAACAUUUUCGUGCAUUUCUCCACCUUUUAGCUAUCAUUCUUCAUUUUUAAUCGGUGUCACUCAUAUUUCCUAUCCAAAUCCAUGUUUUGCCGACUGGUAUUCAAUAUUUUGCCGACUACCCGCUGACUGGGGGGGGGGGUUGUAAACCUCCCCCCCCCCCCUUUAGUGCCGGCCCUGAAAAAGGGUCUUUUUGAUGCGCAGUGGAAACUUUAAAUUUGCCUGUUAUCUAUUUUUUAGAACAAUCAAGAAUCUAUUCCCAACAUUCAUUCGAGUUCCAGCCAGUGGGCAGGCUACGGCUUUAACUGAGCUAUAUAAUGCAAGUUAUGUUGACUGUGGUAUUAAAGUCCGGGUUGGCUCUGUCCCCAAUGUUACUGGGGAAGUGGAAUGGUGGGAGCUUACUCAAAAGAAACCUAGGCCUAUAUUUGAUUCAGGUCAAUCGACAUCUGACCUCGAAGUCAUUACAUUCAACGACUUUGUCCCUCCCUUACAUUUUUCAUUUUUUGCCAGCACUGGGUAAGUAUUCGUUGACUAUUGUGUGUUUAUUUUGAUAGAUAUAAAAUGGAUUAUCCGUUUCUUCUACCUCAAAAAUUUUUCCGCAAAAUGGCGGUUAAAGUAUGUCGGUUAAAGUGGGAAUUAGAAGUUCACAAUAGACAACAUGGACUUGCAGUCAAAAUACAAGAACCUUCCCAGUUUAGCUGCUCUAGUUUGUUGUAAUUUUCUGGAAAUUGUUCUGUUUUCUCUAUAGCAGUUACCAAAAUAUCAGCAAAUAUCAAAAUAUGGCGACAAAAUUUAACUUUCCUUUGAAAAUUUGUAGCGAAGGAUGCAUUUUUCGUUAUAGUCACUGCAUUUUAACACAUGAAAGGUGCGAAACUUGAAUUCUAUCUCGGUAUUGUAGACAAAUGUCUAUAAAUCGGUAACCGUUACAGUAAUACAGAACAAAUUGCAGAAAAUGUCAACAGACUACAGAAGUGGAAGUGGGAAGGUUCUUGCAUGUAUUUUGACUGUAAAUGCAAAUUAAACAAGUUUGCUUCGCCUUCGGUUCGUUCAAACUUUUCUCGUUUCCCAAUUGUCGCUACGAACCUCCUGGAGAAAAUAUUGAUUCUUUUCCUUGUACAUUUUGUACUACUCGAAACUCUUUGUAGUCUUCUCGAAAGUUCAUUCUUGCGUACAAUUUCCCGCCUCCAAACUCUUUGUCAAGUUCAAUAUGGCGGAUUUAUAACGGUACUCCAAGUGAUUUUUUUAUCCUGUGAAUCAAUGAAAACGACGGUGUUUUCAUCCUGAAUGUUAGCGUGGAUGCGCGCCGUAUAUUAUGCAUAGGGAAUUUAAAACUUUGAGGAAGAAAGUACAACCAGAAAAGAAAAAAAGGGGUUCAAGAAGCUAAAUUUUAACAACUGUCGACCCUCUCUUAAUAUAUACACAAUAUAUUAAGUACACACUUAAUAUAGACACAAUUCUCGAGUACAAGCCAAAUGAGUAUUGUUUUACUCACUCGAUAGAUGUGUUUUGUAGAAGGAAUGGACUAUAGACUAAAUUUUGAUCUGAGCAAAAAGAACAAAAUCCAUCACCACAGCUGGAAAGAGCAUGUUAAAAUUAGUAAAAUUGCAAAGUUUGGGCGCGAAUUGUUGUAAAAUGAGGAAAAUAUAGCCCUACGAAAUUUGCAAAUUUUGUAUUAAUUUGUAUAUUAGGCACGGGAAAAUGCACCACUUUCAGCCCAAAUGUGGUGCAUUUCCCGCGCGUAAUACAAAUUAAUACAAAAUUUGCACAUUUCGCAGGGCUAUAUUGACCGCAUUUUACAACAUUUCGCGGCCAAACUCUGUAAUUUUACUAAUUUUAACAUGCUCUUUCUAGCUGUGGUGAUGGAUUUUGUUCUUCUUGCCUAGACCAAAAUUUAGUCUACAGCUGGAAUUGCCUAUUCAAAAAUUUCAAGUGUAAAUUUUGUACAUUUAUUGGACAUAACCAACAGCAGUUGCAAACCUGCGGCCCUGCGAUUCAGGUGCAAGCGCUCUAAAGGCCGUUUUCAUUAACAUUCGCUUUGCCCGCGUGGGCUAAGCGUUGAUUGUUUUUGACGCCCGUCACGCCCGCAUGAGCAGAUUUUCAAAGCCCGCUCCGCAUGAGCGGGCAAAACGACUGCAAUGCCAAUGCAACUGAGCUGAGCCAACUGAGCUGCAGAGUUCGGUUGUCGAGCUCUAACCACAUGUUCUGUUCUUAAGCGGAUACCAAAACGAAAAUCCCAAGUAGCAUUUCAACGCUCCUCUAAAUGGACAGUUUGCAUUUUGCUUCCUUUAAAAAAUAGUCUUUAGCAGAUGACAGUAAUUAUUAAUUAAAUAUCAAUGAACCUCACAUAAGACGACGACACCUCCCGUCGUAAAGGGCGGACCAUUAGAAAAGAGAUGGGCGGAUUUUCGGCUUGCACGAAUAUUUUUCUUUGCUUUCCUUUUUGCAAGAAUCUUUUUUUCUUUUCCUUUGCGCGAUUUUUUGUUUCCCUCCCAGCCCCCACCUGUCCCCUCUCAUCUCUUUUUUGAAUGGAAUGGUCCGCCCCUAAGCGGACACAAUCGCCUGUAUUCUAAAAGCUCACUCACGCUCAAAGAGUGGAGGUUCAACGUGAGCUUCCCUAGAGUGUCAGUGCUGUUUUUGAAUAGCUGGAGGGUGAGUAGUCACAUGGUAAGGUACGACAUUAACCAUCCAGCUAUUCAAAAACAGCACUGGCACUCAAGUGAAGCUGAGAGUGAACCUCCAGUCUUUGAGUGUGAGCGUGAGUGAGAUUUUGGAAUACAGGCGAAUGACUCGGCCGCAAGGGUGUGUCUACCUAAUGGAGGUUCAACUGUACUCAUUCUUUAAAUUCAGGCGCCAUCGACGCAUUUCUGCUGAAAAUCUACGCCCUGUAGAUAAGCGAAGAAAUUAACUUUUUCCAUAUGAGACCAGUGAGAAAACAAUUCCACUGAUAACUAAAUACACUCCCGUAAUUCCGUUAUAUUUCAAUGAUUGACAGGAUUAUUGGUUUGUACGUUGGGUUUGUGUGGUUGGUUGGCAAGUUUGUCCGUUUAUUCUUCACAUCCAUAUCGUAUCGUAUCAUGUUUGACGAGAUGCCGGAUGUUGAUAAAGUGUUCAAGUUGUGCCUAGAUAUUUACAUGGUGAGGGAGACGAAGGAAUUUGAACUGGAGGAAGACUUAUUUGCGAAAUUAAUGUUCCUCUAUCGCUCGCCUGAGACGCUGAUAAAAUGGACCAAGUAUAAGACAGAUUAAACAGCAGAUAUUAUUGUCGAUGUCAGGUCGCCUUUCAAAGAGCGCUCUCUAUAUAGCUUAUUGUGGAUGCUCCCAAUUUCGUUUCUAAAUUCGGAAUAUUGGAAAGCCGUUUCGCAAGUUGUUUACUAAAGUGCCGAAGUACUGAACGUAAACUCGUAAUUUCUCGUGUUUUACUAACAUAGCCAACAUAUUUGACGAAUUUUUUAUUGACGUUUAAGGUCGAUUUACAGUACACAACUUUUGCCUAAAACUGUCGCAAGCAACCUACUUACAACUUGAGUUGUACUGUGUAAUCAAGCACACAAUUCGCCCACGUUGUCGUAGAUGAGUUGUAUAUUGAUUUACCCAGUACAACUAUUUACACAGUACAAGUUGUAAGCAGGUUGCAUUCGACAGUUUUAGGCAGUAUAUAAAAUCGACCUUAAGAAAUUCGUUUAAUUCUUUGGCUAUAUCAGUAAAACACUCCAGAAUUAAUACGAGCUUAUAUGUUCAUUACUUUAGCAAUUAUUUCUUUAAACUAUAUUUACCACGCUGACCCCUUCAGCAUAGGCUAAUUUCCGAAGGGAUGUCAGCAAGCAAGUUUGCAAAUUCCGAAUUUGGAAACGUAAUUGGGGUUGGCCCAACAAAUAUGAGAACCGCGCUUUGAAAACGUGACCUGAAAUUGACAAUAAGAUAAAAAAUUCUGAGGUGGGUACUAAGCACUGUCACAGAAUAAAGAUCAGUAACAGAAAGGCCACUCAGCGGUGCAACGUGUCGUCGUUUUGUAUGCAAAAAUAUGCAGUUUACUGGCCAGAAGGCGGAGCAGCCAGUCAGUACAGCGUGUUUAUUGGACAGAAAAUGUCACUGACUGGCUAGGAAAAUGGCGGACAACAUGCGUAAUGCGACCAUGCGCGAGGACAGAAACGUCAAAGCUUCCGACGUAAGUGACCCUUCUUGAUAGGUCUUUAUUCUGUGGCACUAUCGUGGAGCUGAUGGCAGUCUACCGGUAGAUAUGUCACAAUGGGAAAAAAUGUUAAUAAUUAUUUUUAUUUAAGAUAAGGUAUAGUCUUGUGUUUGAAUGAAACCCAUUAAGAUGACAAGUGCCAAGAGGAGUAUCUUUUUGAAUUCAAAGAGACAAUCUCGAAGCUAGAAUUCAGUUUGUGAGCAACUGUCCUUGCUCCAGACUGCAGAGUUGGGCACUUCUCUACGAGAUCUCGGGUGCGCAAAUGUUAGAAUAUCGAAGUGCAUUUGCGCAAAACAGUUCCCAAGUGCGCAUCAAGAUGCAGUCAAGAGCACAAAAGUAGCUAGAUACAUGUUAAUUUGCAUGAGGGCCGCAGAUUAAAAUUUCUGCCUAAAAAUAUCGAGUGCGACCAACUCUGCAGUUUGGUCUUUGCUUACAUAACAUUGCAAGAUAUAGCUUCCCAAGCCCAAGGGUGUCGCUAGAGGGGUGUGGGGUGGAACAC
Molecule: messenger RNA, 18776 nt
Organism: Paramuricea clavata
Lineage: Eukaryota; Metazoa; Cnidaria; Anthozoa; Malacalcyonacea; Plexauridae
Source: the annotation of a GenBank genome assembly